Messenger RNA from Entrophospora sp. SA101, 276 nucleotides. The record is from the annotation of a GenBank genome assembly. NCBI's taxonomy places the organism in Eukaryota, Fungi, Glomeromycota, Glomeromycetes, Entrophosporales, Entrophosporaceae.
AUGAAUGAAAUUCAUAUCCAUGAGGAAAUUAUGGAAAUUGAUAUUGUACAAAGAGACUUCACACCAUUCUUGGUGGUUAGAAAAUUUUGUAUAAUUGAACUUCCUCUGAAAAAUUCAUCAGAUACAAACAGAUUGGUAAAUACAAUUUCAUUGUUAUGUGAAAGAUUAUUAGCUCUUAAUUGUAUUAUUAAAGAAAAUAUAUGCAAAAUUAAUCAAUUUAAUAUUGACAUAGAUAAAACUUACACCACUCCACCAGAUAAGGGAACUCGAAUUUAG